This is a messenger RNA of Heterobilharzia americana, 3528 nucleotides long. The record is from the annotation of a GenBank genome assembly. NCBI's taxonomy places the organism in Eukaryota, Metazoa, Platyhelminthes, Trematoda, Strigeidida, Schistosomatidae.
AUGUGUGAUCCAAAUACUUCAGUUAAACUCGAAGUACAGAAAUCGCCGAAUCAUUCCGAUGUAAAUGGUGAUGCACUUCUGGACAUAUUCAGUUUUACUCAACAGACUCAACCUAUGUUCGAUUCUUUCGACAGUGGUUGUUUGUUUGUACCCGUUGAAGGGAUGGAACGAAACACUUCUCCGGAUGACUUUGCAAAACGCCCUGCUGCCUCAAAAUCCAAACGAUCUGUGUCUAAAUUUCUAAAGAAACCUAAAGGAACUAAAGGUGCUGCGUGCCUUCCUCCUCUUCCACCAGUUUUGCGGACGGCCCUUGUAGUGCAUGACAAACCAGAAUCUGUUUCUAACAAUUCCGCCCCUCUUUCCAUUUCUGCGGCACUAAAAAGAGCUCAUGACCCGCCAUAUGGAGAUGAGGUAAGCAGAAAACACUGUCGUAGGGAAUCAAAUUGUUCAGUGCUCUCGAGCCAGGGACUGGUGACUAAGACACACGAAGUUGUAUGCCAUGUUCAACCAUCAGAAAAUCUGCCAAUUACCUCCAAGAUUGAUGAUUCUCUACUCAAGCAGCAAGUCGAUGAAAAUGUGAAAGUCGUAUCGUGUGAGGACCUUCCAGUGACUUCUGUACCUUACAGUCUGAAAAAGCGUUCUCAUUCCUUCGGUGGUUCUUUGAAUCGCGCAGCAUCAGCUGUAGCUGGCAGGCGCCUGCUUCAGAAAUAUCGUAAUACACCUCAUCGUUUGUCAGCAGUGCGUAAUAGGCUUUCAGGCAAAAGUCCAGGCUGGUCACGUUGGCGUCAGAUGUGCCGAGAACUGCGACGUCGAAGUUCUUCUUUACGAAUAACUUUCCACAGAUCAUCUAGUCUCGUUGGUAAAGGUGAAACAAGAGUGUCUUCAAAGUCCGGAAAGGAGCGAAUUGAGGAGCCUGCUAGACGUUCUUCAUCGCUUUCCAGUCGCAUUGGUUUUCCGUUACCCAAAUGGAGACAUACUUUUAGCCGAAGCAAACGUAGAGUCAUCGAACAAAAUGUACACAACCCCCUGUCAUUUGAAAUGCCAGCAGAUGGUUCUGAUACUUCGCUCAACACUGUUCAUGGGGCUAGUGUGGUGCUGCGGAAAUCUGAAGAUGAUUGUGGUAUGGCGUCGGGAUUCAAAAGGCUGAGUUGCCCUAAGGAAAAUUGUCAUUUUAUCAUGCCUUUGCGGCGUUUACUUUCACGUGAUUACUUUCAUUCAAAGUCGUUGCAUUCCCGUUUACGGUCUUCUUUGCGCCACAAUGAAGUUACUAGUUAUUCACCUAUAAUUCAGGUCAAAUCACCUCAUGGCUACUCUGCUAACAAAUGUGAUCUCGAUUCUCCUGAACCUCGCAUGCAGCUCGAUGGAUCUUAUGUUUCUGACUUGUCAUACUCAGCAGUGGGUUCUCAUUGUGACGUUUAUUGCCAGCCUAUACACUGCAGUGCAUGUGGUGAAACGCUUGUAUUACAUACUGAUAUCACUAAUGCAAAUGUACUAUCACCAGCAUCGCACGUUGGUUCGGAAUUGCUGUUGCGCCCGCCUGCUUCUGAUCGGUGUUCUAUUUCUUCAUCAUAUUGGCAGGCUGAGGAUCCGGGCGAUACAAUAUUCACUGACGCACAUUUAGAUGCACUAGUUGAAGCGAAUCGUCGUUAUGUGUCAGAGUCACAUGGUGGCAGUCCUCCAAAGCGAUCUGUUUCAUCUCUUCCUGCUAACUUUUAUGGCUCAUCAUUUGAAACCAACUGGAAAUCUGAUGGGACUGAUCGAUGUCAACUUGGACCAAGCACUAAAGUUUCGCGGAGAGUUACCGCACCAUCACCACCUGGCGUCUUAAUUGAACCAGUGUCUUCAGAUGGCUUAUGCUGUUCAUUAACUAAUAAUGAAGUUCAAGGUAUACCUGAUAAGACUCCGUUACUAGAAGAUUCUAACUUGGAGAAUACUGGAUCUCUUACAAAUGCACAAAAUAGCGACUUGUUUGAAUUUCCUGAGCAGUCUAAUCUCUCUACUUUUCAAGGGAGUAGUAGUGAGUUCAUGCAAACAGUGGAUCGUGAGCGUUUACGCCACGAGUGUGAGGAAUUAGAAGCCGUAGUAGCAGCUCUGCAGAAACAGUUGGAAGCCCAAGCAGAUGAACUAAGUCCAGAAUCAGCUGCUGAAUUGCUGAAAUUAGCUUGUACUGAGCCUUUAAACGAUAUUCCUACUAGUGUGACUUCAUUUACAACUGGUUUCUCUAAACAAAGGUGUAGUAAGCAUAGAAAAAUUCAGUUUGAUGAUAAACUAAUGGUCCGCCCCAUGUCACCUAAAAUGUCCCAGAUUCCUGAAACAUGUGCGUUAGAAACAGGUGAUAUAAUUCCAUCCUCUCAAACAGAAGAUGAGCCAGAAAAUUGUAACAUGAAUCAAGAACAUCCACUUUCUACUUCGAAAUCAGCGAUAUCCACAUUAAAACCUUCUGAACAGUUGAGCCAAGAUGGAUGGAGAAAGCCAGCUAGUCCACCAAACAGUUCUCUGUGUGAUGUUAUCCCAGGUUCCUUGCCCCUAUCCUCACAGACUGUUCGCGAUCCCAUUUCGCCAACUCAAAUGCAACUAAGCAACAUAACUCAUUGCCCAGAGACGAACUUGAGUUCAUACAAUACACAAGUGGAUGAAAACUGGUCUACGAUGGUUUCUGAUAAAUGUCGGUUAAAUAUUGCUGUAACCGGCUCCAAUUUAUCGCCUUCAGAUGCUGCUUUGUUGUAUAAGUUUUGUUUACAGUUUAAUGUUCUGGAGCAUACUCGAUUCAUUCCAUUAAAGACAACUCAUGUAGUGAUCAAGGAAGAAGCGUUCAUUUUUAAUAAAAACUUCCACUUAUUAUCUUACAAAAUUUACAAUUUAGGUCGCCCUCGAGUAGUUAAACGUACUUUGAAGUAUUUCAUGGGCAUUCUUAACCGAGCAUGGGUGGUAAAUACGGGUUGGAUUCGUGAAUGUAUUGCAUCCAAAAGACUUGUGGAUGAGGGACCAUAUGAGAUUGAAGGAGAUACAGUUUGUGGAGAUUGUCAUGAAGGGCCUAGACGAGGAAGACUAGGCGUUCCUGCUAUUCCACAGUCUCUUGAUAGAUUGACAUUCCGAAACCCAGCUAAUCAGCUGAAUGAUGCUAGUCAAAGUGAUCGUCGUCCAUUUUCUGAUUUAUGGUUAUGUGCAUAUCGUAAUUUGGGAGCUCUCCAACUGGUUGAUUUUUGUCAGCUAGCAUCGGAUGGAGGCGCUGUACGAGUAUUCGAAAAACCUGAAGACCUAAUGAAUGCAACUAACAAAGUGAUGCAGUCAAUGGAUAUUACUGGAACAACCGUACGAAAGCCACGGGCCAUAAUACUUACAGAUAAAGAUUCUCCUGACUUCAAUAUUGAGGAUUGUCAAGAACUUUAUCGAAUGUACGGUGUCCCUGUUAUAAGUAUUGAAUGGAUGUUGAACUGUAUUUCACUUUAUCGCCGUUUACCAAUUAAUCAGGUCUAUCGCAUAUGUCCAACUCCUCAACCUGUUUCUGUGUCUAUUCCUAAAUCAUAA